AUGAUGGCCCAAAAUACAACUCCCUCAUCCUCUUCCAUUCCUUUGGACCCUAUACUGCCCAACUCGAGCUCCUCCUUCUCCAUCAACCGAACCUCAUCAGCAACGAUGCCUACCUCAACAUCCAAACCACCUCCCCUCGACCCCUCCAACUACCCCAAUGGCAAAAAGUCUCUCGCCGGAAUUUCACUACGUGCAUUCCUAAUCGGCACGACCCUCGGCCUCUCCAUCUCCCUCACCAUUGUCCUCCGCUUCCUUGAAACGCCCCUUUGGCGUAUCCCAUUCUUCCUCGCCUCCCUCUCCCUCUUCCACUUCCUCGAAUACUAUGUAACAGCCGCCUACAACACCCGCUACGCCAGCAUUUCCGCCUUCCUCCUCUCUUCCAAUGGCUGGGCAUACAAUGUCGCGCACAUAUCUGCCGCCCUGGAAUGUCUCCUAGCCCAUCGCUUCUGGCCGACCGCCGCCUACCUGAACUGGGGAAUUCUCGCACCAGGCCUAAAGAUUCAGGUUGUGCUAGGCCUCGUCUUCAUGAUUGUUGGCCAGGUCGUUCGCACGUUAGCGAUGGUGCAGGCGGGAAGUAACUUUAACCAUACGGUGCAGGUCGAGCGGAAGGAGGAUCAUAGUCUCGUUACGCAUGGUAUCUACGCCAUGCUGCGUCAUCCCAGCUACUUUGGGUUCUUUUGGUGGGGAUUAGGGACGCAAUUGGUGCUGGGGAAUGUGGUUUGUUUUAUUGGAUAUACCUUGGUGCUGUGGAGGUUCUUCUCUAGUCGGAUCUUUCGUAAGUUUUGUCCCCUACUCCCUUACUUCUUUGUUCGCAUGUGUGUUGCUUUGGUACUAAUAUGGAUUUGUGCUUAG
Messenger RNA from Aspergillus oryzae RIB40, 852 nucleotides. Its product is annotated as protein-S-isoprenylcysteine carboxyl O-methyltransferase. The transcript has a single exon. Lineage: Eukaryota; Fungi; Ascomycota; Eurotiomycetes; Eurotiales; Aspergillaceae. Gene Ontology annotation, biological process: C-terminal protein methylation. Gene Ontology annotation, cellular component: membrane; endoplasmic reticulum. Gene Ontology annotation, molecular function: protein C-terminal S-isoprenylcysteine carboxyl O-methyltransferase activity. The record is from RefSeq and is a predicted model, not a curated record. The coding region runs from base 1 to 852 and encodes 283 amino acids.